AUGUCUACUCGUGAUCAGCGACUUUGUGACUGUGGUACGGAGAGUGCGUUAUUCUUCCUACUGGAUCUCAGCCUGACUACAGGCUUAAUUCCAUUCUGCUGGUUAGCCGAAGCAUACGACAAGUCCUGGGACGAACAAAUCCUUGACGAUUUUUCGGAUUGGCAGGAGCUGCUCUACUACUGCUACCCCUUCUACAAAAUCAGUCUCUGGUUCCCUAAGAUCCUCUGCGGCGUUUACGUUCUAUUCAUGAUCUCAGUACCCUUUAUCAAUAUAUGGAGGCGGACACCAGCGUUCAAUCCUCUGUUUGCAAUCCCUAACGCCCCGCCGCCGAACCCAUCUGAAGCCGGCGCGCCUCGUCCGUGGCUACGUUCGGUCGUAGGUACAAACCGGAACGAGAAUGAGAGGCACUACGUCGAGAGGCAUUGUGCAUCUGCCUUGUUUCGUCACUCGCCUUUCCGCAAGCAUCCGUUUGAACCUCCGAUUUUGGGCUUCGCGCGUGGGUUGAUCGCGGCAUACGCAACGCUUGGUCUGUUGGGCUACACGGUUUUCCUCGUCAAUUCGGAAGAGAGUACCGCGAGUACCACGCAAUCCGUCCACAUGUCUCUUACCUUGGUCGACAAAAGCGGAAGUGAUCUUUCAACCGGUGCCAGCUAUUCCUUCGGUUCGAAUAAUCCCCAGAUCUACGCGGUCGCAAAUAAUAUCGCUGAUCAGGUCUUCGGCACCUUUCGUGAUCUACACAUCACAGUCCCCGAAACAGAGAGUGGAGUACACUGCGUACAGGUCUACGUCGACAGGCCGGAAUCUCGCGAUACUCUCUCACAGAAUUGUACUAUCCCCGCUUCGGGGAGCUUCUUUCAUCACCUCAAUUUAUCUGUCUACGCCAACGUCUCAUUGUCCAUAUGGAUCAUCGACACUAUUGCCGGAGCAAGAUUCGAUCCCUCCACGGCCAAGACGCUCACCAGCCCCUUCAUCCUUCCCGCGAAUACACAUAUGUCAGGAUUCCUGUCAGUAACGAAGAAAGUAAGGGGAAAGGUCGAAUGGCUCGCAUACGAUCCCUACCUCUUGCAAACGAACGCUUCCGCAGUGGAAGCAGCUGAAGCUGGAACAUCUUCGAUCGCACUUUUCACCCACUUCCCCGAAACUAUCGAAUGGAUCCCUACGGUCGAAAUCGUCUCGCCUUCUGUCCUCAGUACAGCCCUUGGGAUCAUCUCUACCGUGGGCGGUGUACACGUUGUCAUAAACGGGCUAUUCUUCUUGAUAUUCGGAAGGGGUCUGUGGAUGGUUCUCGUCGCCGCAGGGGGAAGGCCGAUCUCCCCGUUUGGAGUGUUUUGUAUGUUUGCAUGGUAUAGGCGCGCUAUCUUGAGACAUUAUCCGGCGCUGGAGGACGACCUGGAAACCGGGGGCAUGGCGAGUUUCAUAGAAGAAGUUGGGAUGGAUGUCGUGGUUCUGCGAAAUGCGAAGAGCAGAAUCGUGGAUAGGAGUUGUGCAAAUUCCAGGCCAGAAGGGGGUGUGAAAGAUUUGGAGUGCUAG
Molecule: messenger RNA, 1530 nt
Organism: Stereum hirsutum FP-91666 SS1
Lineage: Eukaryota; Fungi; Basidiomycota; Agaricomycetes; Russulales; Stereaceae
Exons: 7
Coding region: 1-1530 (509 amino acids)
Source: RefSeq, a predicted model, not a curated record